This is a messenger RNA of Ipomoea triloba (trilobed morning glory), 751 nucleotides long. Its product is annotated as RING-H2 finger protein ATL70-like. Lineage: Eukaryota; Viridiplantae; Streptophyta; Magnoliopsida; Solanales; Convolvulaceae. Bases 114 to 659 code for a protein of 181 amino acids. The record is from RefSeq and is a predicted model, not a curated record. The transcript has a single exon.
AUAGUGAUUCCGAUUAUUGUUAUUCUCUGUUGCUAUUACCAUUUACUGCUGACCAAAUGGAAACAACCUUCAUUGAACAUCCACUUGAAAGUUGAAACCUGCAGGCUGCAGCCAUGGAUCAUCUUCCAAAUACAAGCACCAUCAACAACACAUCAUUCUCCCGCGGCUACCUAAGCACCGGCGCCGGAAGCGACAUCAGCAGCUUCGGCUACGCCAUCGGAGUUUCCAUCGCAAUCCUCUCCUUGAUCACAACCAUCACCUUAGCCUCAUACUUCUGCACCAGAAACCAGACAUCAUCGUCAAGCCAAAGACCGCAGCCCAGAGAUCCCCAAAACUCGGGCGUUACUGAGAAGGGGCUGGACGAGGAAACGCUGCUAAGCUAUCCCAAGUUGGUGUUUUCCCAGGCGGCUAAAGUGAGCCGCCGCAAGGAUUCAACGGCGGCCACUUGCUGCUCGAUUUGCUUGGCCGACUACAAAAGCUCCGACACGCUAAGGUUGUUGCCCGAGUGCGGCCAUCUUUUCCACCUUAAAUGCGUCGACCCUUGGUUGAGGCUGCACCCCACUUGUCCGGUGUGCCGGACAUCGCCGUUGCCCACGCCGCACUCCACUCCGCUCGCCGAUAAUGCGGUUCCCCUCGCUAGCCGCUUGCCCGUUCGAUGAAUUGAACGCAUUAUUAUUAUUUCUUGCUUAAUUUUGUUCAAUCAUCUCGUCUGUAUACCUGACUAUUAUUAAUAAAGUGGUUAAUUUGAUCA